Molecule: messenger RNA, 1794 nt
Organism: Aspergillus candidus
Lineage: Eukaryota; Fungi; Ascomycota; Eurotiomycetes; Eurotiales; Aspergillaceae
Product: phosphotransferase family protein
Exons: 3
Coding region: 231-1154 (307 amino acids)
Source: RefSeq, a predicted model, not a curated record
GCCUGAGCCCGCGGCCAACCCGAUUCAGUGAACAAUCUCCACCUCGGUAUCAGUCAGGAACAUUAGAAGCAAAUCGACCAGAUAGCUUAAUUUUUUCUCAAUAUUCUACCCCACCGAUGGCUGUUGUUUCUUAAUGCUCCCUGCAAUAUCCGCCCUGCACGUCCAACAGGGUUCAUCCAACCGAAUUGGGACGAAAUCUCAGCCACAGGCCUCAGGAUCGUGAGGCCAAAAUGAAUGAUGAUUCCCUCGGCAGCGACCCGUCCACCAAGUUGGAUUUUAUCAACUACCUCUGCCGCGUACUCUCGUCGGAUGUCGACGUCUGCUUUGCUCCCUCUAUAAGACACGAGCCUCCCCCCAUUGUCACAUUAAAUGAGAUCCGGAAUGCGAAGGACAUAUGUCCCUCGAGCAUGGGCGGCUCCAAGAUCCUAGAGAUUAAUGUAUCAACUAUAUUAAAGGUUGGACCGAUGGUGCGCAUGGGGGAGGCCGAAACCCUCUAUCUGCUCAAGGAGAGGACAUCCGUCCCCGUCCCCCGCGUCCUCAAUGCCUAUGUGAUCGGUGAUAUCGGGUUUAUCCUGAUGGAGAAGAUUCCUGGAAAAUCUCUGGAAGACUGCUGGGAAGACAUGGCGGAAGACUCGCAACGGUCCAUUGUCCGGCAAUUGGCCAGUUUUAUACAGGAGUGGCGCCGGAUCGAAGGGCCCGUCUUCGGGUCGGUCGAUGGUGGGCCGUGCGAGGACAUCCUGUUUAAGCAUUCGUGGGAUGCACAACCCCGUCAGUACGGGCCCUUUCAGACUCGGAAGGAAUUCAAUGAAGGGGUUGUACAGGCCCUUCGCUACUCGAGACCGCAAGCGAAAUUAACAGCGAAAGAUGAGCCCCUGGCGGAGAAGGUUUUGGCCUCGGGCGCUCAAGAUGAGAGGAAGGUGCUGACGCAUGGCGAUCUGCACCAGAGCAAUAUUAUUGUGGACGACGACGUCGUCACGGGGGUUAUCGACUGGGGUGCCGCGGGAUACAGCAUCUGGGCAAGGGAGUAUUUUGGCAUACGAUGGCAAGCGUUGGAUUUAGAAUGGAGGGAGCUUACAUCGACCCUCGUCGGAGUCGAUGAGUACGAAUUCUGGGCCGAAGUGAAUCAAUCCAUGCUGGAUUACACGGGUAUCUGAGGCUCAAUAUACAGGGAGGAGUUUGUUUGCUUGUUUCAUUUUUUCAGACCCAUCCACUUGUCCCCCACCGCGCCUCGAACCGACCUUGCUGGCUUUCCGACCAUCCCCUUCCAGAACUGACAGGUGCCGGGUGGGACGAGCUCGUUCACCUCCAGGGACAGCAAGGUGUCAAACACCCAAUCUUGGCAUUUCUUCUUUCCAUCCCUUGGUGCCCGCUCCGAACUGAUCACCCUGAUCGCCUCCUGUCGUUGCAGAUCGGUGAGCUCGCCCAGUUUGACCUUCCCAACCGCCUGCAUGGUGACCAACGGGGUGCUCAUCCGCGGCUCGAACUCGUACCAAAGCCUGUCGAGGUCGAGUAACUUGACGUGGAGCAGAUCGCCGACAAGCUGGGAUGGUCGGUUGAUCACGAACCCCCAGUGGGACCGGUGUCUCGGGUCUUCCCCUAGCCCAAAUAUUUCGAUAGAGAGCUCAUAAGCCAUGACUAUCUGCUAAAGUCGUUGGUUGGCUUUUGGUGUCAACAGACACCUAGCCCUUGUGGAGACAACACUUCACUGUAUAUGCCAAUGCGAGGCAAUAAGCUUGGAUCAUGAAUUUCUCAACAAAGACAUCUUCUUUGUUCCUGCCUUGAAGAAAACCGAGC